Molecule: messenger RNA, 3652 nt
Organism: Linum trigynum
Lineage: Eukaryota; Viridiplantae; Streptophyta; Magnoliopsida; Malpighiales; Linaceae
Source: the annotation of a GenBank genome assembly
GAAUAAUUUUAACUAGUCAUGCCCUCCAUAUAAAAGUUAAAGAUUCAUAUUUCAAAAGAUAAAAUUAUGAAAAACCAAAAAAUUGAAAACACCAAAUUUGUUUUCUUCUUUCUUUUCACAAAAAUACUAAAAUUUCCCUCCCUCUUUCUCCUUCCAUACAUUAGAAAAACUCAAUUUUUCCUCCUCUUUCUCUUCCAUAAAAUUGAAAGAACCAAAUUACCCUCUUCUUUCCUUCUACAAAAAGUUGAAAAAGUCAAAAGUUUCCCUCAUUAUUUCUCUUUCAUAAUCAAAAGAAUCAAACUUUUGCACUUCUUUCUCUUCCCACAUAUCAAAACUACCAAAAUUCCCACUUGUUGCUUUUCUGAAAAAUUCAAAGAUUCAAAUUUCUCUCUUCUUUCUCUUCCCAAAAAUUUGAAUACACCAAAAUUUUCAUCUUCUUUUAAAAACAUCAAAUUACCAAAUACAUUACUUUACUUUAUUUAUAUUUAAUUGAUAAUUUUAUUGAAUAGUUAAAUUAACCAAAAUUUUAAUUUAUAUAUUAUAUUAAUAUUGUCAUGAUCUCAAGUGACCUUCAUGUUUCAAUUUUAGUAAUGUUCUUAAAAUACGUAAUAUCAAGUGAGUUUCAUAUUUUUAAAAUUUCUUAUACGAAAUGAAAAAAUAAUUUUAUUUAAGUUUAGAAUGAAAAACUUUAUUUUGAAAAACUAUGUAUUGUAUAUUUUUAUAAUUAUUCAAGUGGAUCAGAUGAAAUUCGGAUUGAGUCGGUCGGGUUCGGGUUAAUCGGGUUACGGGUCAGUCGGGUUGCGGGUCAAUGGGGUUCGGGUUAAUUGGGUUGCGGGUUAGUCGGGUUGCGGGUCGGGCGGGUUACGGGUUGUUGGCUUUUAGUCGAUUCGAGUUACGGUCGGGUUACGGAUCGAAUUGAUCGGGCGGGUUAAUCGUGUCGGGCUAUGUUUUGACACCUACACCUGCCGGCCCAGCCCAGGUGAGGUGAGAAAGUGCAAUCACGACGAGUCAUGAGUCACGAGUCACUGACUGCGAGCAGCCACCGCCCCCUGUUUUAUCCCAAAAGAAAACCAGUGGGUCCGACCAGACGGCCGCUUGCACACCGGCCGGUCGCCAUCAAAUCCUUACAAUAAUCCCAAUUUAUAUUAAAAUAUUAAUAAAAAAUUCCCUAAAAGCCGUUGGCUAGGGCCGAAGGAAAGUUCGUUAAACGAGAACCCUCCACCACCGCACUCGCUGCCCCAUAUAAUUCUGUUGUGUUUGUCACCGCCUGUUGUAAAACACCCACCUCCUUACCCAUAUUCUCAUCUCCUUCCGCCUUGAACCCCACGCUUCUCUAAGCAACUUUCUUCCUCAAUUCCCUACUCCCCUCCAUAAUCGAAUCGAGAUUUCCCCCCCUGCCAGUCCUUCAAUUCGAACGAAACGAACCUCGUUUUCACUCGGUUCAGGUAUGCCGAUUCCUACUCCUCCGAUCGUCGCAUCUCUGAAUCGCGACUGAAAAAAUGUUUCCGGCGUUCCGAUUGCCGUGUUUUCUACCUUACUCUCUUCCCUGCGCCGCGCGAGGCCUCGUUUUCGUAGAGGGGGUGAAAGGAAACUGAGAGCAAUUAUGGUUUCGAAAGCUUCUGUUGUUUGGACGUUUGAGUAAAUCACAUUUUGAUUAACCGUUGUGCUCAACUCCGCGUCGAAAUUUUUCAGAUGGCUCCAACGGCUUUGAUCUGCGACACUCAGCCAUGGAAGGACUUGAAGGCUCAUGUUGGGGACAUUAAGAAGACUCACCUGCGGGAGUUAAUGGCUGAUACUGAGCGGUGCAAACAAAUGCUGCUCGAGUUCGACGGUAUAACACUGGACUACUCACGCCAGCAAGCUACUGUUGAUACAUUGAAGAAACUGCAGAAGUUGGCGGAGGCUGCGCAUCUGAAAGAUAAGAUUGAACGCAUGUUUAGCGGCGAGCAUAUUAACAGCACAGAGAAUAGGUCAGUGCUCCAUGUGGCUCUUCGAGCUCCAAGAGAUGCUGUGGUUAAGUGCGAUGGCAAGAAUGUUGUGCCAGAUGUUUGGAAGGUUUUGGACCAGAUUAAGGAUUUCUCUGACAAAGUCAGGAAUGGUUCUUGGGUUGGAGCCACUGGAAAACCGUUAACCGAUGUUAUUUCUGUUGGAAUUGGUGGCAGCUUUUUAGGUCCACUUUUCGUGCACACUGCCCUUCAAACAGAUCCGGAGGCUAGUAAACAAGCAAAGGGACGCCAACUACGAUUUCUCGCAAAUGUGGAUCCAAUUGAUGUUGCUAGAAAUAUUGCAGGCUUGAACCCUGAAACAACAUUGGUUGUUGUGGUUUCAAAAACUUUCACCACAGCUGAAACAAUGUUAAAUGCCCGCACACUAAGAACUUGGAUCUCGAAAGAACUCGGACCUUCUGCAGUUGCAAAACAUAUGGUGGCUGUUAGCACAAACCUCAUGCUUGUAGAAAAGUUUGGAAUUGAUCCGAAGAAUGCUUUUGCAUUUUGGGACUGGGUUGGUGGCAGGUAUAGUGUUUGCAGUGCUGUUGGUGUGGUGCCUUUGUCUCUCCAGUAUGGUUUCUCUGUGGUUGAGAAGUUCCUGAGUGGAGCAUGGAGCAUAGACAAACACUUCUCUUCUGCACCAUUUGAGAAAAAUCUGCCUGUGCUCUUAGGUUUAUUGAGCGUGUGGAAUGUUUCGUUUCUUGGAUAUCCUGCAAGAGCCAUCCUGCCGUACUCCCAAGCCCUGGAAAAGUUUGCACCACAUAUCCAACAGGUUAGCAUGGAAAGUAAUGGCAAGGGUGUAUCCAUUGAUGGGGUGCCACUUCCCCUUGAGACAGGUGAAAUUGAUUUUGGUGAGCCGGGAACCAACGGUCAGCACAGCUUUUAUCAACUAAUUCACCAGGGGCGUGUCAUUCCUUGUGACUUUAUUGGUGUUAUAAAGAGCCAGCAGCCAGUAUAUUUAGAAGAGGAGAUUGUCAACAACCAUGAUGAACUCAUGUCUAACUUUUUUGCUCAGCCCGAUGCUCUUGCAUAUGGAAAGACACAUGAACAACUGCUGAAGGAGAAUGUCCCUGAUCAUCUUAUUCCUCACAAGACUUUUACUGGCAACAGACCUUCGCUGAGCCUUCUGCUUUCUUCAUUGGGCGCUUAUAAAAUUGGACAGUUAUUGGCGAUCUAUGAACACAGAGUAGCUGUACAAGGCUUCAUAUGGGGCAUCAAUUCCUUCGACCAGUGGGGAGUCGAGUUAGGGAAGUCACUUGCCACUCAAGUUAGAAAGCAACUUCACGCUUCGCGGGCAAAGAAAGAACCAGUCCAGGGCUUCAACCCCAGCACCACUACAUUGCUAAACAAGUACCUAAAGGAGAGCUCCGAUGUCCCAGCUACUCCUACAACCCUUCUACCCAAUAUAUAAACAAGCACCAUCUAUUGCACGCCGGCAGAAGAUCUCUCUCUCUUCUUUCAUCAGGCAUCGUUUUUGUACCAUAGCUAUAACGAACGGAAUACUGCUUACACAAUACACUACAUACAGCAAGACUACAUGUUGCUGUAACCUCGAAUAUCUUUCGAGGCUCGUUUAAGUUAAGCCCCCAUUAAGUGCAAGCUUGUGGUUAGGAAUUCUUUCUUCUAAUGGCAGUAGACUAGCGUAGUAAAGGCUGCAAUGUGUG